Molecule: messenger RNA, 2336 nt
Organism: Electrophorus electricus (electric eel)
Lineage: Eukaryota; Metazoa; Chordata; Actinopteri; Gymnotiformes; Gymnotidae
Gene: ldha
Product: lactate dehydrogenase A4
Biological process (GO): lactate metabolic process; pyruvate metabolic process
Cellular component (GO): cytoplasm
Molecular function (GO): L-lactate dehydrogenase (NAD+) activity
Source: RefSeq, a predicted model, not a curated record
AAGCGGACACCCCCUGCACUGAGCGCCAUCGCUGCGGAACACCCCUGCUCCUCCACAGGCUGUCGGGACUGCACACCAGCCGAACACAUUCCAGCUACAUCUAAUUUGCUCCUUUUACUGAAAAAGCCCCCAACAAAAGCGUGCAGAAGAUGGCAUCCACCAAGGAGAAGCUGAUUGCCCACGUGAGCACAGAGACGCCCGUGGGCAGCACAAACAAGGUGACUGUGGUUGGCGUAGGCAUGGUUGGCAUGGCGGCAGCCAUCAGCGUCCUGCUCAAGGAUCUAACUGACGAGCUGGCCCUGGUUGAUGUCAUCGAGGACAAGCUGAAGGGUGAGGUUAUGGACCUGCAGCACGGCAGCCUCUUCCUCAAGACCCACAAGAUUGUGGCUGACAAAGACUACAGCGUGACGGCCAACUCCAAGGUUGUAGUGGUGACUGCUGGUGCUCGUCAGCAGGAGGGUGAGAGCAGGUUGAACCUGGUUCAGAGGAACGUCAACAUCUUCAAGUUCAUCAUCCCCAACAUCGUAAAGUACAGUCCCAACUGCAUCAUUCUGGUGGUGUCCAACCCAGUCGACAUCCUGACCUACGUGGCCUGGAAGCUGAGCGGUCUUCCCAGGAACCGUGUGAUCGGCAGUGGCACUAACCUGGACUCCGCCCGCUUCCGCUUCCUAAUGGGCGAGAAGCUGGGUAUCCACCCCUCCAGCUGUCAUGGCUGGGUGAUCGGCGAGCAUGGCGACUCCAGCGUGCCUGUGUGGAGUGGCAUGAACGUGGCUGGUGUUUCUCUGCAAGGGCUCAAUCCAGAUAUUGGCACAGACAAGGAUAAAGAAGACUGGAAGAACGUCCACAAGAUGGUGGUCGAUAGUGCAUAUGAGGUCAUCAAGCUGAAGGGCUACACCUCCUGGGCCAUUGGCAUGUCCGUAGCAGACCUGUGCGAGACCAUCCUGAAGAAUCUGCACAAGUGUCACCCAGUGUCCACCCUGGUUAAGGGAAUGCACGGCGUGAAGGAUGAGGUGUUCCUGAGCGUGCCCUGUGUGCUGGGCAACAGCGGCCUGACCGACGUGGUGCACAUGACCCUGCAACCCGAUGAGGAGAAGCAGUUGGUGAAGAGUGCAGAGACGCUGUGGAGCGUGCAGAAGGAGCUGACCCUGUGAACUGCACCACCAGCCUCCAGAAUGUAACUCGUGGCACAGCCCUGAUGGGGGGGCUUCCCAAAAUGCCUCUUAAUCUUAAACUUGCCUAAAAUAAUCUGUUAACCCCUCAAGUUCCACCACAUUGGAUAUGUCCAAGCAGACCACAGUCCCAUAGACCUCAACACUCAUGAGAAUAACCUUAGAGGAUGUACAGUCAUGUGAAGAAGUACAACUCAUGUUUAUUUUUAACAUAUGCAGACAUCAGCAUUUGAUCUUCAUUUUUAUAUGUGACGGAUGUAAUUGAACAAAAAAAAAAAACCUGAAAUGGUAGGGGUGUCUUUACUUUAUCCACACAAAAUGUGUUUAUACAAAAGACUAUAAAAUGUAGAUUUGUACACCUUUCUGUCAGUAUUGUUGAAUGAAGAUCAGAUAUCUGCAUGUUUGUAGGGUAAAAAGUCCAAAUGUUACAUGCUGUACUUGUUUUCACAUGACUAAUUAUUUAAAUGUUAAAUGUCCUUUGUAAAAUUCAUCGUCUGUUUGGGUGCCUUGUCUUCCUUGCUGUGCUAGUAAUUUUACUUUAACAAAAUAAAGGAAAAAAACUAUUUAUGAGCAGGAUUUGCCAGUUUGGGCCUUUUGGUAUUUGUAUUCUGAGCAAGCAUUCCAUACCAUUUAUUGAUCCUGGUGCAAAAACAGUCAAACCAACUUCACUACCCAGGGUUGUCAGUUAAAUGCUAGCCAAGGGAGUAACUUGGAUCAAAGCAUGCAAGUUUAGAACUACAAAAUUAACCCCACCACCACUGAUGUAAUUGUUUUAUGGGUAAAGACAAUCUCCACCUCAGACCUCAUGGCCAUCAGUUAUAUGAACACAGGUUCACUUUGUUCACAUCUAUACUAAGUGGAACAAUAUACCAUAAUUGAGAACCAAGUGGAAGUUAGUUCUGGCAGAAGAAUUGCAGAGCAUAUAUUAGAGAUGUAUUUAGAUAUUAUUUAAAUAGUAAUCCCACCUACUUGUAAUACAUAUCUGUUCAUCCUUUUGCAUUUCAUCUGGAAAAAGGUUCUUUUUGUAUUUUUAUUUUGGAACGGAACAUGGUUCCUUCCAGGAGAAUCUUGCUCAGAUGUGGAGCUAAACAUGGAACCUGUCAUGUCCCAGCAGACAGCCAGCUCACAACUCACUCCCUCCUCCAAAUAAAGGUGGACUAAACAUGA